AUGGGGCCGCCUCCCGCACCAUCGACAUACCCCUUCGCCGCGUCUCCCGACAUCAUACGCUCCCACCAGAAAGAUGCCUACUUCUCCGGCGUCCUACUCGACCAGCUCUCCACCCUGAUUCGCAAGCUGUAUGGCGCGCGGAUCGCACACACAUAUCUAUCAGAAACACGUGUUUCUGCGGAACUGCUGUACCUCGGACUCACGACGUUGAUAGGAAAUCGGACGUUGGGAGAAGAGUACACAGACAUUGUGCAGGUGGAAGCCGACACAGGUCGAUUGCCCGCACUAGGGAGGAGGGCAGGAUACAUCAUCUUCUGCGUACUCGGACCCUAUGUGCUCAACAGACUCUUACCCGCCUUGCGAAGAAGAGUCCGAGCCAAACUCGAAGCCAAACUCCGGACCUACAGCCGCCAACACACCAGAGCCCAACACACGGCAAACCAGCACGCCCAAGAAAGCGGUACAAAAGCACAGCAGGUCAAGAAACCAAUGGGCAUGCGCAUCCACAACUACCUUCUCCAAAACCUCGACACCAUCACCAGCCCUUCGCCCGUCUACGCCCUCAGCCUCGCAACCUUCUACUUCACCGGCUCCUACUACCACCUCUCCAAACGCAUCUGGGGCCUCCGCUACAUCUUCACCCGCAACGUCGCCGACUCGGACAACCGCGCAGGCUACGAAGUCCUCGGCGUCCUGCUCGUCCUCCAAAUCGCCGUCCAAGCCUACCUCCACCUCCACUCCACCGUCACCUCAUCCUCCACCUCCGCCGCCGCCGUCGGAGGCGGCCACCCAACCUCGACCUCUGCCCUCGUCGGCGGCGGCGCAGAAGUCAGCCUCGACCCCACCGCCUACACAACCAACAACGCGCUCCUGACCAGCGCGACCACCACCCCCAUUCCACCCACGGAUCUGCAAAAAUGGACACACACGCCGCUUCCGCGCGCGCCGUACCACGAUCUCAGCGAUGGGGAGAGUAUGCAGUGGAUCGAGGGCGGGAAUCGCAAGUGCACGCUUUGUCUCGAGGAGAUGCGGGAUCCGACGGUUACGACGUGUGGGCAUGUGUUUUGCUGGGGUUGUAUUGGGGAUUGGGUGAGGGAGAAGCCCGAGUGUCCGCUUUGUAGGCAGGGGGUUGGGGUUGCGCAUUUGUUGCCGCUUCGGGGGUAG
This is a messenger RNA of Plenodomus lingam JN3, 1164 nucleotides long. RefSeq lists its product as uncharacterized. NCBI's taxonomy places the organism in Eukaryota, Fungi, Ascomycota, Dothideomycetes, Pleosporales, Leptosphaeriaceae. Gene Ontology annotation, molecular function: zinc ion binding. Gene Ontology annotation, biological process: protein import into peroxisome matrix. Gene Ontology annotation, cellular component: peroxisomal membrane. The record is from RefSeq and is a predicted model, not a curated record.